UGUCGCUCUUUCAGCCUAUUCUGUAUCUCUCCUUCAGGAUGAAUAAGUUUCGUUUUGGCGGCUCCGAUGAGUCGGCAUCGGAUCUUGAUGACGAUACUUCCAGCCUUCCAUUCCCGGAACCCUUGUCUCGUACUUCUUUUCUUUCUCCGGAUUUCGACCCCGCAACUUACCUCUCCUCAUUGACCAACCGACACCAGAGCUUGGAAGACUUGCGACAAGAGCUACGAGAUCUAGACCAAUCGCUCAGCCGAGAGUUGCUCGACCUGGUCAACGAGAAUUAUCAGGACUUUCUCUCUUUGGGAAUCGCAUUGCAAGGUGGGGAAGAGAAGGUCGAACAGGUACGAGUCGGACUCUUGGCAUUUCAGCGCGACGUCCGCACCAUUUGCGACAAGGUGGAGGCUCGUCAGCGGGAAGUCGAGGGACUGCUGAAGGAGAAAAAGCGACUGAAGGGCGAAGUUAAUGUCGGACGCGCGUUGCUGGACUACGCCGAUCGCAUCGAAGAGCUCGAGAGAAAGCUGAUGAUUGGAGACACCGCGCGUCAAUCUCGCGAUAAGAGCUCGGUAGCCGAGCUCGACUCGGAUUCUGAUCUGCUGGAUAGUGCCAGCGAUGACAGUGAGGAAGAGGACAUUGCACCUGGGGCUUCGGCAACAGCGCUCGUAUCGCUGAAAACUAUUGAGCACCAUAUUCAGAAAUAUUUGUACUUGAUGCGGCUAUCGGCCCGAAUCAGCGAUGACCAUCCAUUCAUACAGGGUCAGCGACCUCGGGUCUCGAAGAUCCGGUCAGCUGUGCUCCUGGACUUGAAAACAGCCCUGGACCAAGCGACCCCUGCGGGUGACAAGCGAGACAAGAGAACGAUGGCUAUCUUACGCCUUUACAAGAUCAUGGGGGAGGAAGCCACAGCGGUGUUCGCACUGAAAACCAUGAAGUCGUAG
Molecule: messenger RNA, 932 nt
Organism: Aspergillus saccharolyticus JOP 1030-1
Lineage: Eukaryota; Fungi; Ascomycota; Eurotiomycetes; Eurotiales; Aspergillaceae
Product: COG2 family protein
Exons: 2
Coding region: 39-932 (297 amino acids)
Biological process (GO): protein transport; Golgi organization; intra-Golgi vesicle-mediated transport
Cellular component (GO): membrane; COG complex
Source: RefSeq, a predicted model, not a curated record